CGUAGUCAAACGCUGUGUUCUGUCAUGACAUUGUUGGAUAAAUGAACAGUCGGAGUGAACGCUUUUCAGUUUUCUGUCAGCAGCAGUUUGCCUCAGAAGAGACAGAGAGACCAAGCAAGAAAAGGAGAGAAAGCACAACUCCGGGGCAGUAAAAAAAAACCAAAACUACUUAUCUUCAAGCCAGCUCAGGAGCAGGGACUGGAAUCAGUGUGUAACCGGUGGAGGGCAGAAGAGUGGAGGGCCAGGGGAGUAACCUGGCCAUCAAACGGACUGGCAGCCUCUCCUCUCCUGGGAUCAUGUACCCUCAGGGCAGGCAUCCGGUCCCCUUGCAGCCAGGCCAGUCUUUCAAGUUCACAGUCCUGGAAACUCUGGACCGUAUAAAGGAGGAAUUUCAGUUCCUCCAGGCACAGUAUCACAGUCUGAAGCUGGAGUGUGAGAAGUUGGCCAGUGAGAAGACAGAGAUGCAGAGGCACUAUAUCAUGUACUAUGAAAUGUCCUACGGUCUCAACAUCGAGAUGCACAAACAGGCAGAGAUUGUCAAGCGUCUCAGUGCCAUCUGUGCUCAGAUCAUCCCUUUCCUCUCUCAAGAGCACCAACAGCAGGUAGUCCAAGCAGUGGAGAGGGCCAAGCAAGUCACUAUGGCUGAACUCAAUGCCAUUAUCGGGCAGCAGCAACUCCAGCACCUGUCUCAUCAUACCCCCGGAAUCCCUCUGACGCCACACCCAUCAGGCCUGCCUUUGGGGGUGGGGAACUCAGGGCUUCUGGCGCUAACUGGGGCCCUGGGGGUCUCAGCCCACCUUGCCUCCAAAGACGAACGAAAUCACCUUGACCCUGAACAUCUUCGAGAGGGAGCACCCAGCAGGAGUAAGUCAGUGUCUUCAACAGACAGUCAGCCUACUGAGGAGCGCCAGGGCCCGUCAGGUGGCUACUCCUCUACGCAGGGGGGAGUCGAAGCCAAGAGGAGGCGCUGCGAGGAUAAAGAACCUCUCCCACCCCACUCUUACGACAGUGAUGGAGACAAGAGUGAAGACAAUCUGGUAGUGGAUGUCUCUAAUGAAGAGCCAAACUCUCCUGCUGGCAGCCCUCCUCACUCCCCACAUGGGAACGGUUUAGACCGGGCCCCCACACUAAGAAAAGAGGUUCCAGGUUCCUCAGGUGCAGUAGAAGCCCCCUCCACCCCAAAUCCACGCAGCCCCACCCCAGGAAAGCCCAAGGACCCUGCACAGAUGGACAAGUCACAGUCUCCAUUGUCUAAGUCUGGCACUCCGUCCCCAUCCCACCGUGAGGCCCUCACCCCUGGAGCAUCAGGAGCCCCUGGUACCAGCACCUCCUGCCUUCGUCUUGUUAGUAAAGCGGAUCCACUUGCUCUCCGCAGUCCCAUGUCUGUGCCCCCCGGUUCAUAUCCGGCUCAUUUUGGCGUGGUGUCCCACGCAGGCCUGAACGGGGAGCUGGCCAGCCCGGCAGGCUUCGGGGGCGCACUUACGCUCUCCCCCCAAAUCAGUGCCGCAGCCAGCGCCUACUCUCGAAGCCCCAUGGUGGCGUAUGACUCUCGGGCUCACUUAAGAGCUCCGGGACUGUCGUCCUCUCUGCCCGGCUCCUCCGGUGGCAAGCCCGCCUACUCGUUCCAUGUCAGCGCAGACGGCCAGAUGCAGCCAGUGCCUUUCCCUCCUGACGCCCUGCUGGGCCCAGGAAUCCCACGGCAUGCCCGACAGAUCCACACCCUGAGCCAUGGAGAGGUUGUGUGUGCCGUCACCAUCAGCUCCUCAACACGCCACGUCUACACUGGUGGCAAGGGCUGUGUUAAGGUGUGGGACAUCAGCCAACCCAGCAGCAAGAGUCCCAUGGCGCAGCUGGACUGUCUGAACAGGGAUAACUACAUCCGUUCCUGUAAAAUCCUGCCAGAUGGACGAACCUUAAUCGUUGGUGGAGAAGCCAGCACGCUGUCUAUCUGGGAUUUGGCCACACCCACUCCUCGCAUCAAGGCGGAGCUGACGUCGUCGGCUCCUGCCUGUUACGCUCUGGCCAUCUCUCCCGACAACAAGGUCUGCUUCUCCUGCUGCAGCGACGGGAACAUCGUGGUCUGGGACCUUCACAACCAGACGCUGGUCAGGCAGUUUCAGGGCCACACGGAUGGAGCCAGCUGCAUUGACAUCUCCAACGACGGCACCAAGCUGUGGACGGGGGGGCUGGACAACACGGUCCGCUGCUGGGACCUCAGAGAGGGACGACAGCUGCAACAGCACGACUUCACCUCACAGAUCUUCUCUCUGGGUUACUGUCCGACGGGCGAGUGGCUGGCUGUGGGGAUGGAGAGCAGUAACGUGGAAGUCCUGCACGUCUCCAAACCCGAUAAAUACCAGCUGCACCUCCAUGAGAGCUGCGUUCUCUCCCUCAAGUUUGCUUACUGCGGCAAGUGGUUUGUGAGCACAGGGAAAGACAAUCUGUUGAAUGCAUGGAGGACGCCGUACGGAGCGAGCAUUUUCCAGUCUAAGGAGUCCUCGUCUGUGCUGAGUUGCGACGUUUCGCCGGAUGACAAGUACAUCGUGACGGGCUCCGGGGACAAGAAGGCCACGGUGUACGAGGUGGUGUACUGAGAGGAGAGCGCAUGGAGACUGUGGGAGUGGGGCGGGGAUGGGGGGUUGUUAAAGGAGGCAACCAGUUGCCCUGCCAACCGCUCCCAGUCCGCUGUACAUUGGCUCCUCCUCCUCACUCCUGCACUCCUUCCACACGAUGGAGUCCUCCUGAACCUUAAACCCUGAAUGCAUCACCCCCCCCCCCCCCCCUUCUGUGACAUAAGCUACUGCGGAAGCGCCCAAAUGCCCCCUCCCUCCUCUCGCCGACUUUUAGCCAAAGGAAGAGGCCUGAUAGGAGAGCGAGAGAAGCAAGCAGAUAAGAAGGACAAAGGAAAGGGUGGUGGAGCGUAAAGAUAACGUCAGGAUGAGAAAGAGAAAGACAAGAAGGAGCGGAGAACGUGAGAAUACGGGGGAAAGGAAAUAGAGGAGAAGGGAGGGAGGGUAAUUAGGGUUGUUUCCUGAUUAAGAGCUCAGCGGAAGGGAGGCCCCCAGAGGAGGCGUAGCGCGGCGCUGUGGGAGUGCCAGCCAGGAGCACUGAUACCACACAAUCGAUUCAUUAGCCAGACAGUGAAGGCCUUAAUGAGGCUGACGCCGCAGCUCCCGCUCCCCAGUGAAAGGUGUCAGGAGCCCGGGAGCGACGGCACACCGAGACAAGGCCGCUUUAGAUGUCCACAUACACAAACACUUAAAUGCGCACACACUCAGAUGGUCCCCCCCUUGAGGUAAUCGCACGGAGUGAGAAACACACAGAGCACCCCAAUUAUACAUUCACGGGCGCGCUCGCUGUCUCACCGCUUAAUAUCUGUUUUAUUUUGGUCUGACAAAGGCGGCGUCUAAUGAGCAGCCGAGUCGACGGGAUUCUUGGCGGGCCCAGACACACAAACAGAACAUUAGCCGAGCUGUUCCCUCUAAUUCCUCCGGAUUGUUCUCCUGACACCGGGCACUGCACUCACUCUCAUUAAAGGCGCUGUCAGCGAGAUGAAGUAGCAGCACGCCAACUUCACUGUAAGGCACAGCGAGGGCAAAUAAACGCCACGCAAUUACGCCGUCAGCAGCCAAGUCAUCUUAUGCAACCAGUUGGUGUUCCAUUUAGAAAGCAGAUGAGAUCACCUGUUCAUCAGAGUCUUUAUCUCCAUCACCGCGCCGGAUAAACCUCUUUUGAUAAGCUAUUGAUUGAUAUCAAAAUGCUAUUUUCAGUCCUUCAUGUAUCCACUCUGACAGCUCUUGUAUAUCAAAGCUCUAUGUAGAACCAACCUGUACAGUUAGAGGCACAUUUCCAGCUUCAUUAACCAUUUAUCUCUGUAUUUUUUAUGAAUAGUGACUGCUCGUCUUAUGUAUUGAUAUGUUUAUGUACUGGGGGCUUUAACUGCAAAUGGGUUUUGGGUUUCGCAAAUGCAGGCUC
Molecule: messenger RNA, 3975 nt
Organism: Thalassophryne amazonica
Lineage: Eukaryota; Metazoa; Chordata; Actinopteri; Batrachoidiformes; Batrachoididae
Gene: tle2b
Product: TLE family member 2, transcriptional corepressor b
Exons: 20
Coding region: 297-2594 (765 amino acids)
Biological process (GO): regulation of DNA-templated transcription; negative regulation of canonical Wnt signaling pathway
Cellular component (GO): nucleus; transcription regulator complex
Molecular function (GO): transcription corepressor activity; protein binding
Source: RefSeq, a predicted model, not a curated record